Coregonus sp. 'balchen' is the source of this 4170-nucleotide messenger RNA. The record is from the annotation of a GenBank genome assembly. NCBI's taxonomy places the organism in Eukaryota, Metazoa, Chordata, Actinopteri, Salmoniformes, Salmonidae.
AUGCAUAACGUCAGGAUUUCCAUUCCAUCGUUCCGCUCAGAGGACAAUCCGAUGGAGAAAGGGUACACGGUAAGAUCUUGAAUGUAUGCACCAGUAAGCCUCCGCAAAACAACAAUCAUAGCUAACAUUGCAAGUUUGCAACAAAUGGUUGAAAACAAACCAAUAGCAUAUUUAUUAACUUUGAGUAAUGUUAGCGAAACAGUCAACCAAUGCUGUCAACUAACGUUUAUUUGACGUGACUAGACAGAGUGGGAGUAGAGAAGACCCGGUUGGGUGCUAUCCAUUCAAUUUCACCAAUUUUACAGACAGUAAAAAACGAUUUUGACGAUAACUCUGACAGGAUGUGAAACAUCGAUCAACUGCUUUAACAAGUUUCCUGACCUCCCGAGUGUUUCCCUUGAUAGCAAAGUCACUAAAGCACCAUUUUGUGUAACUAAUGCAUUGUGUUGAAAAAUGCAAUGUUUUAAAUGGCCAUGACUGUCAAAUGUGAAUUGAUUCAAGUCAUAUCUCUGUACGUUCAUAUGUCACAUUUCUCCGAACCAUGAUGACUGUUUAUUUUCAUCACCAGGUCUUUAAAAUCGAGGUGCUAAUGAAUGGUAGACAGCAUACAGUGGAGAAACGCUACAGUGAAUUCCAUAACCUGCAUAAAAUAGUGAGUUUGUGUACCAUUGACUGACUUACACUACAUCACCAAAAGUAUAUGGACACCUGCUCGUCAAACAUCUCAUUCCAAAAUCAUGGGGCAUUAAUAUGGAGUUGGUCCCCCCUUUGCUGCUAUAACAGCCUCCACUCUUCUGGGAAGGCUUUCCACUAUAUGUUGGAACAUUGCUGCGGGGACUUGCUUCCAUUCAGCCACAAGAGCAUUAGUGAGGUCGGGCACUGAUGUUGGGCGCAGUCGGCGUUCCAAUUCAUCCCAAAGGUGUUCGAUGGGGUUGAGGUCAGGGCACUGUGCAGGCAAGUCAAGUUCUUCCACACCGAUCUCGACAAACCAUUUCUGUAUGGACCUCGCUUUGUGCACAGGGGCAUUGUCAUGCUGAAACAGGAAAGGGCCUUCCCCAAACUGUUGCCACAAAGUUGGAAGCACAGAAUCGUCUAGAAUGUCAUUGUACGCUGUAGUGUUAAGAUUUCCCUUCACUGGAACUAAGGGGCCUAGCCCGAACCAUUAAAAACAGCCCCAGACCAUUAUUCCUCCUCCACCAGACUUUACAGUUGGCACUAUGCAUUGGGGCAGGUACCAUUCUCCUGGCAUCUGCCAAACCAAGAUUCAUCAGUCGGACUGCCAGAUGGUGAGGCGUGAUUCAUAAUUCCAUAGAAUGCGUUUCCACUGCUCCAGAGUCCAAUGACGGCGAGCUUUACACCACUCCAGCCGACACUUGGCAUUGCGCAUGGUGCUUGGCCAUGGAAACCCAUUUUAUGAAGCUCCCGACGAACAGUUAUUGUGCUGACGUUGCUUCCAGAGGCAGUUUGGAACUCGGUAGUGAGUGUUGCUACCGAGGACAGACGAUCUUUACGCGCUUCAGCACUUGGCGGUUCCGUUCUGUGAGCUUGUGUGGCCUACCACUUUGCGGCUGAGCCGUUGGGGCUCCUAGAUGUUUCCACUUCACAAUAACAACACUUACAGUUGACCGGGGCAGCUCUAGCAGGGCAGAAAUUUGACGAACUGACUUGUUGGAAAGGUGGCAUCCUAUGACUGUGCCACAUUGAAAGUUACUGAGCUCUUCAGUAAGGCCAUUCUACUGCCAAUGUUUGUCUAUGGAGAUUCCAUGGCUGUGUGCUCGAUUUUAUACACCUGUCAGCAACGGGUGUGGCUGAAAUAGCCGAAUCUACUAAUCUGAAGGAGUGUCCACAUACUUUUGUAUAUGUAGUGUAUAUUCCUGGUGUAAGAACAGAGCCCACAAUACUUUCAAAACAUAUACUGAGCCAUCAUAGUCAAUAAUAUGAUAAGGCUGGACUAUGUUAGGGGGGUGAUAAUUAGUGGAAUAGGCUUAAUAUAUGGGUGAAGGAUAUGAAAAGCAUAAUAGUUGGAAUUUGGCUUGAGCUAGGCUUUGAAUGUUUCCUCUACCCUAAUCCAUGCCCUGUAACCAUGCUCAAUGUGAUAUCUGCUUCUUUAAGCUGAAGAAGAGCAUAAAGCUGCCUGAGAUCCCCUCUAAGCAUGUACGGAACUGGGUUCCCAAAGUUCUGGAGCAGAGAAGACACGGUCUGGAACUCUACCUACAGGUAAUGAAAAACGCCGACAGGCCUACACUGACUAUUUCCUCUAACCCAUCUUUUGUAUCAAUACAGCUCAUUGAAAUGGUACUAUUACAUUUUUUCCAACUUCCAUUUGCUUUUGUUUCUUGUGUCCAUAAUUCAACAGACUAUAAUUAUGGAGAAUGAAGUUCUCCCAAAGAUAUUCCUGGAUUUCCUCAACAUCCGCCACUUUCCCUCACUGCCAAAAACAGAAAGUUGUGGGUGAGUUUUUAUACUAUGUGCCCUAUAUACUUGUAGAAUAUCUCUCCUCUCCUUUGUGAAAGAAUUGAGUUCCUGCCUUUAUAUAAAAAUCCCCAAACUGAUUCUGAAUCUUCUAUGUUUUUCUUUCAUUAAAGGUCAUUUGAAAUGGAAUCUGAAGAGUCAAGGUUUGUUAAGUGAUUUUGAAAGGUUCAUCCAUUUUGAAUGUUAUAUUGUUUUUGUGCAUCUCUGAGUGAUGUUCUAUCGAUUCCCUAGGUCAUUUAAUGUUUUCAUGUGUAUCUAAGUUAUUGGCGUUCAAGCAGGCAGAAACCCAGCCGGUAUUACGUAGCACCGUGAUAAAGUUGCUCUCACUACACUUGGAAUACGACUUUUAGAUCGCCAAAACCUAUAUCAUACAUGUCAGAUUUCAAUACUGGCCAAUGUCAUAACUCGGGAGGAUGUCUUCUCUCAAAUGAGCCAUUGAUAAUAUUUUUGUGAUAUUCCUACCUCGAUAUUUGUAAUUUAAUGGAGGGUCUAGCACAUUUUUUCCUAUUUAGUCCAGGGUGCAUUGCAUGGUGCAGUUGCCAGAGAUAUUAUAAAGAUAUUAUAGAAAGGAGAUAGGAAUCCAAUGAAUGCAGGUUGAACAUGGUGCGAUAGCUGUAAAAUCGCCAAAACAUUUACGUCAUUUAGCAGACGCUCUUAUCCAGAGCGACUUACAGUUAGUGAAUCAUUUUUUUUAUUUUUUAUACUGGCCCCCCGUGGGAAUCGAACCCACAACCAUGGCGUUGCAAACGCCAUGCUCUAUCAACUGAGCUACAUCCCUGCCGGCCAUUCCCUCCCCUACCCUGGACGACGCUGGGCCAAUUGUGCGCCGCCCAUGAGUCUCCCGGUCGCGGCCGGCUGCGACAGAGCCUGGAUUCGAACCAGGAUCUCUAGUGGCACAGUUAGCACUGCGAUGCAGUGCCUUAGACCACUGCGCCACUCAGGAGUAAACUGCACUAACUAGAUACGUUACAUGCUGAUAUUGUCUUUGGUAUUAUUGUGUGUAGCUACGUUUGCUAGCUAGCUAGCCCAUAGAGAGAGCAUUGCAUUGUGGAUUUUGUAAUCGACUUGAGCUGCAACGGAUUUCCACAACGAUUUUCCAUGUUUCUACCAACCUUGUUAUAACGCCAAAAUGAAACAUUUGUUCACAAAAAAAUAUUCAUCUAGUGUUAUUUAACACUGUAAAUUAAAGGAAUUAGUGGUUUUUAGUGGAUUUUACCUUUGUAUAGUUUAUUGAGUUUAUAGUAGUUUAUGUGAUGUAGGUUAAUUCCAAAGUAUAAUGUCAAAAUAGCUAACUAGUCUGCAUAAUUUUGUCAGAGUACUGGCUUUAUCAGGCUUGUGACCCUUAACUCCCUUAAUUGAUCCUUCUCCUCUCUGGUCUCUCUGUAGUAAACUGACCCAUCAGCCAACCAUGCUCUACCAGCGAGACCCCUACCUGCUCCCAUCCACCCACGGUAACAUAUCUUUACACAUCUUCAGACUGCCCAUGAAUAGACAAUCAAUAUCGUUGCAAUAUUAAAGUGAGAUCUCUUUGCAUAAUAUUUAAUUAUGUAAAUACAAUAGCGAAUCAUUUGAAGGGGAAAUAUUGUAUAGAACAAAUCAGUUUUACUUUGCUUUUUUCUCCUCAUAGAUACAUUUUCAAAUGUUGUCAUAGAAGGAGUGAUACAUGGAAUAUUUUACCCAGACCUUCAACCAAGGUAG